Tripterygium wilfordii is the source of this 1936-nucleotide messenger RNA. RefSeq names its product putative pentatricopeptide repeat-containing protein At1g12700, mitochondrial. The transcript has a single exon. The record is from RefSeq and is a predicted model, not a curated record. Bases 58 to 1785 code for a protein of 575 amino acids. Gene Ontology annotation, molecular function: protein binding. Lineage: Eukaryota; Viridiplantae; Streptophyta; Magnoliopsida; Celastrales; Celastraceae.
UCUCGCAUCAAAACUACCGAGAAGGCAGAGGUGGAGAAAUUGAAGACCACAACGACAAUGCUGCGGAGAAGGAGAAACAUUUGUUGUGCUCUUCGUCUCGGAGAAACUGGUAAUCUUACGAAAUUUGUCUCUUUCUCUUCUCAAGCUUCAACCCCCAAAUUCGCCGUAAAGAAUCUAUGCACUGAAUUGAAUACAAUAGAUGAUGCUGUUGCUUUGUAUAAUCAAAUGGUUUUUCUGCAUCCCCAACCUUCCAUUGUUGAAUUUGGUCAGCUAUUCAGUGCGAUUGUGAGAAUGAAACAUUUUUGCACUGUGGUUUUGCUUUCCAGAGAUAUGGAACUAAUGGGAAUUCGACAUAAUCUUCAUAGCUUGAGUAUAUUGAUCAAUUGUUUCUGCCGCCUACAUCGCGUGGAUUAUGGUUUCUCUGUUCUUGGCAAAACCUUUAAACUCGGCCUAUCACCCAAUAUCGUAACACUCACCACCCUUAUCAAUGGAUUGUCUAGAGAGGGUAAUGUUGCCCGUGCCGCAAGAUUGUUUGUUGACAUUGUGGAUAAUGGUUUUCAGCCUAAUGUAAUUACCUGCAACUCGCUAAUAAAUGGCUUGUGUAGAGCAGGCAGGACCAAUGAUGCUAUUUGCUUGCUUGAGAAGAUGGAAGAUAGGGGUUAUAUGCCUGAUGUGGUAACAUAUACUACAAUCAUUGAUAGCCUAUGCAGGGUUAAAUUGUUUAUUGGAGCUUUAAAUUUGUAUUCUAAAAUGGUGCAAAAAGGCAUUUCACCUACAAUUGUCACUUACCAUUCCUUAAUUCAAGGUGCUUGCAAUUCAGGCCACUGGAAUGAGGUAGUGAGAAUGUGGAAUGAAAUGUUGGGUAGGGACAUCAGCCCAGACCUAGUUACUUUUAAUAUAUUGAUUAAUAAUCUUUGUAAAGAAGGCAGGGCUUUGGAGGCUCAGGUUGCUUUGGAAAAGAUGAUUGAUUAUGGCUUGGAGCCGAAUGUUAUCACAUAUAGUACCUUGAUGGAUGGAUAUAUUUUGCAAGGAAAAAUUGAUGAGGCAACAAAAGUGUUCAAUUUGAUGGUUGAUAAGGGUUGUAAGCCCGAUGUGUUUACUUAUAGCAUUUUAAUGAAUGGAUAUUGUAAGACUAAAAAGGUAGAUGAGGCAUUAAGACUCUUAAAUGAAAUGUCUCGAAGGGGAUUGUGCGCUAACGUCAUAUCGUACACUACCCUUAUAAAUGGAUUAUGCAAAGUAGGGCAGCUUGGGCUUGCUCAAAAUCUUGUUAGGGAGAUGGUUGCUCGUGGCCAGACCCCUGAUGUAGUUACUUACUCAGCUCUGCUUGAUGGCUUGUGUAAACAUGGAUGUUUUGAUGAGGCAAUUGCACUAAUCAAGAAAAUGCAUGAAGGUAGUAUAGAGCCUGAUAUCACAACUUAUACUGUCCUUAUCGAUGGUAUGUGUCGAAUGGGGAGGCUUCAUGUUGCCAGGAAGGUAUUUUCUGGCCUCUUUAUUAAAGGUUUCCGACCUAAUGCUUGUACAUACAAUGUAAUGAUUAAAGGACUUUGCAAGGAAGGGUAUUGCAGCGAAGCAUAUGAAUUGUUUAGAAAAAUUGAAGAGGGUGGUUGCUUACCCGAGAGUUCCUCUUAUAAUGCAAUAAUUCAAGGUCAUCUCCAUAAUAAAGAUACAUCAAUGGCAAAGAAACUUCUUGCGGAAAUGGUUGGCAAAGGGUUCUCAGCUGACGCGUCAACUGCAACCAUGUUUAUAGAUAUCCUAUCCAGUGAUAUAUUAAAAUCAUAUUUGUGAAGACAUUGUAAGUUGAUUUGCAAUUUCUCUACAAUGUUGUUGAUAUAUGUAAUACUUAAUAUCCUCCUACAUUUCACAUCUUUUCCAUCUAUGGACUCUUGCUCCUCUUUUAUUCUUUUUGUUCUGGAAAUCAAAUGUUUCAUUCUAUCGA